AUGUUCUAUGAAGGGGAUGUUCUGGGCCAUGGGCUCCUGGCCGGUUCUGUGGUCAGCUGGUGGCUCGGGCUGGUGUUGUGCACCACCUACAUCAACUUCCUGAAGAUUAAUCGCAUCCAGAGGACGCAUGGCUUAUUUGUACGAAGCUUCUAUGAGGCAACUUUCAUCGACCAGUCUUUGCUUCUCAACACAAAAUUUGACAUUCCCAAGUUCAAAGGAGAAAACAUCAAGUAUAUAAUGUACAUGUACUACCUUCUGGGAUGGAAACUCCACAGGAAGUUUUACCAGGAUUAUGAGAGUGGUAUGGCCAGGGUCAUCGUGGAGGAGAACCUGAAGAAGGAGACAAUGAACACCUAUCUCCUGGCUUUGGAUGGGGACACUGAUUUCCAGCCCUCCUCUGUGAUGCUCUUGGUGGACCGUCUCAAGAUGUACCCUGAGGUGGGGGCCGCUUGCGGUAGGAUUCACCCCACUGGCACCGGGCCGAUGGUGUGGUACCAGAAGUUUGAGUAUGCUGUGGGCCACUGGCUGCAGAAGACGUCGGAGCACGUGUUUGGCUGUGUGCUCUGUAGCCCUGGCUGCUUUAGCCUCUUCCGAGCGGCUGCACUCAUGGACGACAACAUCAUGAAGAAGUACACCAUCACAACCACAGAAGCAGGCCACUACAUACAGUAUGAUCAAGGCGAGGACCGCUGGCUGUGCACGCUGCUGCUGCAGCAGGGCUGGCGUGUGGAGUACAGCGCGGCGGCGGAGGCCUACACCAACGCUCCGCAGGAGUUCCAGGAGUUCUACAACCAGCGGCGCCGCUGGGGCCCCUCCACCAUGGCCAACAGUCUGGACCUGCUGGGCAGCGGCCGGCUGACGGUGACCAAGAACCAGUCCAUCUCCACCCUCUUCAUCGUCUACCAGAUCCUCAACACCGCCGCCUCCAUCCUCGGCCCGGCCACCGUGUGCCUGAUGAUCGCAGGCAGCUUCUCCUUUGUCUUUGGGGUUUCACCUAAUCUAGCGCUUGCACUAGCUGUUGUGCCCCCAGUCGUCUACUUGGCUCUGUGCUACAAUCUCAGCACCAACACCCAAAUCACCAUUGCCGCCUUAAUGAGCAUAUUCUACGCCUUCCUGAUGACCGCAAGUAUUCUUUCAAUCAUUGGGGACAUGGUUCUGGAGGGCACCUUCAUGACUCCCAGCGGCCUCUUCUUCAUCAGCAUCGUGUCCAUGUACCUCAUCACGGCGCUGUUCCACCCCACCGAGUUCCACCUCAUCAUCCACGGCUUCCUCUACAUGCUCUGCAUCCCCAGCGGCUACCUCCUGCUGGCCAUCUACUCCAUGGUCAACAUGAACAACGUGACCUGGGGGACCAGGGAGUGCGCUGGACCAAAGCCCGCCGCCAGCGCUGCUGCUGGUGCUGCUGCUGCUGCCUCCACACAGGAACCCGUCGAGCGGAACGUCAAGUUGGAGAGAAGGUGCAAGUGCUGCCGCUGGAACCUGGGGCUGCAGGUCGGCGAGGACCAGGAGAUGAUUGAGGUAUCGCCUGUCAGCGCUCAGCAGGCAGAACCUGUUUCAGCCAAUCACCAAGAGCCAGAAGAGAAGAAAGGCCACAGAGAAGAUCCAGAGAGUCACUGGAUUGCACAGCUGGUGGAGAAAUCCAGGGAGCUGACGCUGGAGAGACAUGACCUCGAUAGAGAUGAAGUGCAGUUUUGGGAAGGCCUCCAGGAACACUAUCUAAAGCCUCUGGGUGAAGAUGUGGCAAGGAAGAGGAAAAUUGAAGCAGACCUUAAAGACCUUAGAAACAAGGCCACAUUUGUGUACUUCAUCUGCAAUGCCCUCUGGCUUGUGGCUACAUUCUUCCUGCAGGAGAUAGGAGGGGCUGUCAGCAUCCAGAUUCCCAAGAUUUAUAUCAAUGGGACAAUAGAUCCAAACGGACAAAUCUUCUUAGAUCCCAUUGGCUUAAUGUUCGUCAUUGGCUUUGCACUUAUACUUCUGAUCCAGUUUCUAGCUAUGCUGUGGCACAGAAUACAAACGUUGAUUCACUUCAUAGCCUUCCAAGGAACCGAGUCUGCAGCCAUGAAAAAGAAUAUGAAAAAGUCUUACGAGAGUCUACAGAGUGAAAAGUCCCAUGAGGUUGACGAUCUCCCUUUGGCAAGCAGGCUAUGAUAGGAAGACCGAAUUGUGGCGAAGACUCCACGAGAUGAGCACCUUUAAUCAAAAGAUUAGAUGUAGGCCUACAAAAGACAUAAUUAAGAUGUAGAACACUUGCAUGUAACACUUGCACUAAUAACGGUAACAUGGCAUGCUAUAUUUCAGCAAGUCAAUUAUGUUACUGUGCUUAUGUAUAAAAAUGCUAUUCUGUAAGCCUCCUCUGAGGCUUUCCUUAUUACAGGGCUUAGAGGACUGU
Molecule: messenger RNA, 2389 nt
Organism: Sardina pilchardus (European sardine)
Lineage: Eukaryota; Metazoa; Chordata; Actinopteri; Clupeiformes; Clupeidae
Product: chitin synthase chs-2-like
Exons: 13
Coding region: 1-2148 (715 amino acids)
Cellular component (GO): cell periphery; cell septum
Molecular function (GO): chitin synthase activity
Source: RefSeq, a predicted model, not a curated record